GCUCACAGGAUUUAGGCUAGAUGCGCCAUUUUACUGCGUCCACAGCCAUCCGGCAAGAUGGUCCCCUUGCUUUGUCUCCCCUGACCGGAGUUGUUUAGGUAUUCAGUGGCUAUUCUUGCUUCCGUACCACCGUAGAUCUGCAAAUUGGAUUGAACUGGGCCACCCGUACCACAAACAAAACGUGUCUCUGUUAACCAAGAAAUGACGACGGUGAAAAGCAGGUAAAAUGAGUCUGCCUUCUUCUGAAUCAAACCUAGACCAAAUGGCAGAAAAAGCAGAGGAGCCUGGUAGCUCAACAGAAACUAUGAAGCCCUCUUUUUCUCGUAACAAGAGGAAGCCUGCUACUGUAGCUAAGCACACUGAACUGAAUGAAUCAGACGCCUCGGCCGAAAGUGAAAAUGCAGGUGCCACUUCUGACAAUCCUUCAGACAGUAACACAGGCGGCGUAUCUAAAGGUACUUUAGUGAUGAGGCCAGCUGGGAAUGAAAAUAAAGGUGCCAUGAAGCUCAGAGUGGAUUUCAAACAGAAACAUACAGAUGAUAGCCUGCAGAAGAAGGUAAGCUGCACUGCCUGUGGAAAACAAGUGAACCAGUUUCAGCGCAACUCUGUGUUUGAGCAUCCUGUGCUCAAAGUACUUAUUUGCAAGUCAUGCUACAAGUAUUACACAAGUGAUGACAUCAACAGAGACUCUGAUGGGAUGGAUGAGCAGUGCAGGUGGUGUGCUGAAGGUGGCAAGCUCAUCUGCUGUGACUACUGCAACAACGCCUUCUGCAAGAAGUGCAUCCUGCGCAACCUGGGCAGGAAGGAGCUGUCAGUCAUUACUGAUGAAAACUCAAAGUGGCACUGCUAUGUCUGCAGGUCAGAGCCCCUACAGGAUCUGGUCUCCAAAUGUCACAGUAUCAUGGAAAAACAAGAACUUGUUCAACACAAGCAACGAAAACCAGAUAAAACUGAGGAACGUGACAGCAAGAGACAUAAGAACAAAGCAGUCAAAGAGCACAAAGCAGUUGUCAAUGGAAAAGAACACAUCGAAGGCUCAGGGACCAUGACAUUCUCCUACAAAAAACUGCAGGUACCGAAAGAACUUAUAAAGAAAGCAAAAAAGCUUGUUGAAACUACAACUGGUCUGAACAAUACGUUCAUCCAGUUCAUCCAGCAGACAGCCGAGGAGCAGGGGGAUAAGGUAUCUAUUAGGUAUCGGCAUUUGAAAGCCUUCAAGGCCGUACUUGCCGAUUUGAAAAAAGCCCAUAGUGCUUUGGAGGCAGCUUUGGGGCCUGAGUUCAGAAACAUGGAGUUGCAGAAUGGUAACGAAGAGCAACAUAUUGUGAGAAAGAGCACUGAUGUUGUGGCGUCUGUAGAAAACGACCAUGUGGAUAUUGUGGCAGAUGCAGUUGAUGAGGCAGACGCAGCAGAGGAGCCGGUCGGAGAGCUGGAUGGAGAGCUGGUCGGGGACCAGCAUAGUGAGCAGGACGUGGACAAUGAUCAAGUGUCAGAUGAGACUGAAAUGAAAGACAACCAAACAGAAAUUGAUGUAACCAAAAAGACAAUUAAAACUGAAGUCUGUGAUGAUGGGCUAGUGUCAGCUGGUGAAAUGUCCCUAGAUCACGACAUUAUGUCUGUGCCUCCUUCGGUUCCCGAAGAGCUUUUUCAGAUGGUGGAGAGUCUUGCAGAUUCCAACAUGCUCUCACAGACUGACACCGAAUUGGUCACAGACACCGAUACAAAGUCAAAUGGAAACUCAACAGACUCUCAACGCCCUCAGCCCAAGGUGAAGAACCUCAUAGUCAAACUGACUCCUGUGCCAGUCGUGACAACAUGUGGGUCAAGGUCCUCCAGGUCUAAAAACAGAGAAAAAGAUGAAGAGACUGCAAAAAAGUGUAAAGAAGAAGAAUGCAAGGAGAAAGCCGAUGCUUCUGAUACAGUAGAUGGGACAGACAGCCCACCACCCAGCCGUCGCUCUAGUAGAUUAAAGACCACUCCCUUGAGGAAGCAGGCUGAGAAUAAGGGCAAGGAAGAGUCCUCUGAUUCGGAGUCAGAGGAAGAUAGUAAGGGCAAGACCAAAUCCUCCAAGAAAUCCAGUAACACCAAAAAAGAGGAUCGGAAACAGACCAAGGCUUUAGAGAAAAAGAUGGUGGAUUCUGACUCGGACGAAGUUCCUAACAUACUGAUAGAGAAAGCUGCAGCAUGCCACAGCACAGAUGAGGAAGAGGGAAGCACAAGUGCUAAAAAGCGUUUAUUCAAACUAAACAACACAUCCACACAGGACACAGACAAAGCGUCCAAACGCAAAAGGAAGUCUGAAAACUCUGAUUCAGACUUGGAGAACAAAAGUAAAAAGACGUCCAAGAAGAGGAAACAGAAUGGCUCAGACUCCCUGAACUCUGACUCUGACCAGGAGAAGGAGACAAAGCGUAAAACGGGCAAUGCCAAGAGGAGAUCUAGUCGUGUGAAGAAACAAAAUGAAGCAAAAGAGGAAGACAAAAACUCACCUGAGAGGAAGGCAGCUGAACGGAAAAGGUCUUAUGAAAAGAAGCGCAAGGGAAGGAGCCCCAAAUCAGCCUCCAAGCUGCAGUCAUCCUCCAGUGAGGAUGAGGAGGAGGAGCAGCAAGGUGAAGGUGACUCCGGAGAGGACAGUGACGCACAAAAGAUCAAACCCAUUGUGGAGGAUAAUGUUGUGGGAGAUGGCGGACCUUUCCAUCAAUCCUCAGGAGAUGAAGUGGAUGAUACAGAGAAAGUCUCUCGGGUUUGUGAAGAUGAUGAUGAUGAUGAUCCUGAAAACAGGAUUGCGAAGAAAAUGCUUCUCGCACAAAUAAAAUCCAACUACUCUUCUGGAGCAGAGAGCUCCUCUGAUAAUGAAGGAGCAGAUGAGGAUGAAAAGUCCUCCACGAAAGUUAAAAAAGAAGAUGAGGAUGAAGAAGAGCAAGAAGAGGAUUCAGAAGACUCAAGUUCUGAUGUCGAAGUGAAAAAGCGUGGCAGGCGCCACAAAUUGCUUCGUCAUAAACUCUCGCUGAGUGAGUGUGAAUCAGGAGAGGAGAAAGCUGUCAGUAAAGGAAAGAACAAGGGCGGCAAGAAGUCAGGGCAGAAAGUGGGCAGCGAUGACUCUUCAGACUCAGACUUUGGGAAAGAGUCAGAGUCCAGUGCAGAGUCAGGGAUAAGCGAGGAGCUUAGUGAAUCAGAGAACGAGGGGAAGCGGCGAAAGACCAGAGCUGCAAAGAAGAAGGAUGAGGAGAAGCAGAGAAGUUACAAGCAGAAGAAGAAACGACGCAGGAUCAAAGUUCAGGAUUCCUCUUCCAGCAAUGAGAAGAGCGGGGAGGAAGAUGAAGAUGAAGACGACCGCAAAGGACGCAAAAAGAUCCGCAAAAUCCUCAAGGACGACAAGUUGCGGACAGAGACGAGAGAUGCUCUAAAAGAAGAGGAGGAGAGGAGGAAACGUAUAGCUGAGAGAGAAGCACUCAGGGAGAAACUUCGAGAGGUGAUUGUGGUGAAGGAGUCUUCCCAGGUGACCUGUCCUAUCACCACCAAGCUGGUGCUGGAUGAGGAUGAAGAGACCAAGGAGCCACUGGUGCAGGUGCACAGGAACCUUGUCACAAAGCUCAAACCUCACCAGGUUGACGGGGUGCAGUUCAUGUGGGACUGCUGCUGUGAAUCUGUAAAGAAGAUUGAGAAGUCUGCUGGCUCCGGCUGCAUCCUCGCCCACUGUAUGGGCCUGGGAAAAACUCUGCAGGUGGUAACAUUCCUUCACACUUUGCUGCUUUGUGAGAAGCUCGAGUUUACCACAGCUCUGGUGGUUUGUCCCCUGAACACUGUCCUUAAUUGGCUCAACGAGUUUGAGAAGUGGCAAGUAGGAAUGAAGGAUGACGAGAGUUUAGAGGUGACUGAGCUGGCCACAGUAAAGAGGCCACAGGAGCGAGCAUACGCCCUCCAGCGAUGGCAAGAGAUGGGGGGCGUUAUGAUCAUUGGCUACGAGAUGUACCGAAACCUGACACAGGGCAGGAACAUCAAGAGCAAGAAGCUCAAAGAGACCUUUCAGAAGACACUGGUAGAUCCAGGUCCAGAUUUGGUAAUCUGCGAUGAAGGUCACAUUCUGAAGAACGAGGCAUCUGCUGUGUCCAAGGCGAUGAAUUCUAUCAGGACGAGGAGGAGGAUUGUGCUGACUGGAACGCCUCUGCAAAACAACCUUGUUGAAUACCACUGCAUGGUCAACUUCAUCAAGGAGAACCUGCUUGGGUCAAUUAAGGAGUUCAGGAACCGCUUCAUUAACCCCAUCCAGAACGGUCAGUGUGCCGACUCCACAUUACACGAUGUCCGGAUCAUGAAGAAGAGGGCUCACAUCCUCUAUGAGAUGCUGGCCGGCUGUGUUCAGAGGAAAGAUUACACGGCGCUUACCAAGUUUCUGCCUCCCAAACACGAGUAUGUGCUGUCGAUCAGAGUGACUCCGAUCCAGUGUAAACUCUACAGAUACUACCUGGAGCACUUCACAGGUGUGGGGAAUGCUAUGGAGGGGGGCCGGGGCCGCGCGGGGACCAAACUCUUCCAGGAUUUCCAGAUGCUCAGCAGAAUCUGGACCCAUCCCUGGUGCCUUCAGCUGGACUACAUCAGUAAAGAAAACAGGGGUUUCUUUGACGAGGACAGUAUGGACGAGUUCAUUGCUUCAGAAACAGAAGAGUCCUCCAUGAGUCUGACCUCUGAGGAUGAAAAGAUACAAAAGAAAAAGAAGCAAGGGAAGGGAAAAAAGAAGGCAUCUGAUGACUCGGACAGUGAUGACGUGGAGGUCAUCAAGGAGUGGAACACCAGCUCUCGAGGCAGAAACGGAGAGGGUCGAAAAAGGGAAGAGCCUGUAGAGGAACCUCAGGCCACUGGCUCAUCCCCAGGGAGUCCCACUCCUGACUGGCACAAGGAGUUUGUCACUGAGACUGACGCUGAGAUCCUGGAGCACUCUGGAAAGAUGAUGCUCCUCUUUGAGAUCCUGCGUAUGGCAGAGGAAGUAGAUGAGAAAGUGUUGGUGUUCAGUCAGUCUCUCAUCUCUCUGGACCUGAUUGAGGAUUUCCUAGAGCUGUCUUGCAGAGCUAAAGAUGAAGAAAAAAUCUCUCCAUAUAAAGGUGAAGGCAAGUGGUUCAGGAACAUUGAUUACUAUCGCCUGGAUGGCUCCACUAACGCCACCACCAGGAAGAAGUGGGCUGAAGAGUUUAAUGACACCAGUAACACAAGAGGUCGAUUGUUUCUAAUUUCAACGCGAGCCGGCUCUCUUGGCAUCAACCUGGUGGCCGCCAACAGGGUCAUCAUCUUCGAUGCCUCCUGGAACCCCUCCUAUGACGUCCAGAGUAUCUUCAGAGUCUACCGCUUUGGCCAGCUUAAAACCGUCUAUGUAUACAGAUUCCUGGCCCAGGGUACAAUGGAGGAGAAGAUUUAUGACCGGCAGGUAACCAAACAGUCUCUGUCAUUCCGGGUGGUGGACCAGCAGCAGAUUGAGAGGCACUUCACGACGAAUGAGCUGGCCGAGCUCUACACCUUUGAGCCAGACAUGCUGGAUGAUCCCUCAGAGAAGAAGAGCAAGAAAGCCACACCCUUGCUCCCUAAGGAUCCCUUCCUGGCUGAGAUGUUGCAGAACAAUAAGGACCAGAUCGUGUGCUACCAUGAGCACGACUCUCUGCUGGACCACAAGGAGGAGGAAGCCCUGAGUGAGGAGGAUCGCAAGGCUGCCUGGGCCGAGUAUGAAGCAGAGAAAAAGGGUCUGUCCAUGAGGACCAACUACCAGACAACAUACUCCCAGAUGGACAUGGGCAGCUCCAACUACUUCUCCUACAAUGUGGCGGCUUUGGCCUCCAUGACCAACCAACAGCUGGAGGACCUUAUAAACCAGGGACGGCAGAAAGUCAUUGAAGCAACAAAUGCAUUGAAGACUUUAUCACGAGAGUCACUGGAAGAUACUAUUGCCAGAGUGUGGAAGGAGAACCCAUCACUCACAGAGAAUCAGGUCCAGUCUAUGGCUCUGGGUCGACAGGCCAGUGUGGAGCUGGAGCUCAAACGCAGGGAAGUCGUGUACAGGGAUGUUCUCACCAGGCAGCAGACGCUGAUGAUGUUCGUGCAGAAGCUGAUCACCAACAGGAAGGUGCAGGAGCAGCAGCUGGCCAUGGCUAACCAGGCCACGUACCUGAACCAGCUGGCCCUGCAGAACGGCAUGAUGGGAGGCAGUGGACUCAGCCAGAUGGACCUGCUGGGGCUUUACCAGCAGCUCCACGGCCUGGGCUCCCAUCAAGGCAUGGGCAAGAAUCCUGGGCCCUCCAAGGGCCUGUAGGUCAGAGGGACCACACACCCACUCAGCUAGCCGGCUCCUAGUGGCCCAGUUCAAGCGAGGCCCAGUUCUCUGUAACAAACACACUGUGAGACCGCUCAGAGCUCAAAGCAAACUGAUGCACCAAGCAGAGGACGGAGUAGUUUUGAGACUAGGCUGCUGUCCACUGGGGCCUCAAGUGGGAUAGACUCCCAGUUCUUUAUUCUGUAGUUCACUGAGAGAAGGUGGAAUAUAAUGUAUAAAUGACUGUGUGAACGGAGUCUUAGAAAUUUCAACAGGAGAAAAAAAAAUGUAUAUACCGCCUCAAUGUUAUUCAAGUUCUAUAUCUUAAUUUUUCAUGUAUUUAAAGACAGACAUGUUUUACCCCCAAUGCUUUUAAGCAUUGUAUUGUUUUCCCCUUAAAAGAGGGUUUCCUUAUUAUUUAAACUCAGUUUUUUAUACUGUUUUAAAUACCUAACUAAACCUGAGCGGGACCAGCGUCGUUGGUGACAGGGCUCUGAUGUAAAGCUCUUUAUGAUUAUUAGCCCCAGUAGAUUCCUUCACCAAUAUCUAGCAAAGCAGACAGCUGAUGGUGCUGCAAAGUCCUGCUCUUUUUGGGAGAUAGAAGAAAUUGAUAAGUCAACAAAAACAAAAAAAAAAAUUUAUUUAAAAAAAAAAAUAUGGCCUUAUAUUCAUUUCCUUAAAAAAAGCUCUGUAAAGUUUUGAGAUUUGUUGAGAAUCUUUUCUGUUAUGCUUUUAAGUGUUUACAUUAGUUGUCACUGAACAUGGUAAUGGAAUGCUUGUGUUGUUCAAAACUGCCUGCCGGUUCCUAUGACCUUUUUGUAACAUCAUUCUCAUUGUCACGUGUUGUCUAGCAUAGCACUGUGCGUCCUGUUCAUUGUUUAUGUUCCACUUGUGUUGAUCCCAAGCUUGGGUGAGUGACUGGGUCUCACAAAGCAACAACCAGUUCAGCCGGGUAUCACAGGGCCCAAAACUUUUCCCUUUACUUGCCUGUCAAAGUUUGAAAUGUGUUUCACAAUGGAUUUGAGAGAGUAAAGACUGGAAAUCUUAUUAUGUCUGGCUGAUUUGUUUCCUCUGCUUUGUGAGAAAUGCCUUCUGGACACUGUAGUCUCACCAGGCAGGCCCCCAGACUACCUGUAUUUUACUUUGGCACAUUUUUGCUUCUAAAUGCUUAAACUGGUGUAGCUGUUAAUCAUGAGGAAUAUGUACAUUUCUCACAAAGAGACACCUGUUGUCUCUAGUUGGCUCCUGUGUUUGCACAAGGUGUGUUUCAUAAAUGUAGAGAAACUUUUUUGCCCUCCUCUAAGAAUGUUCUUAUGUUAGCAAAUACACCGACAUGAUUUGCCAUGAAUCUGAUCUGCUAUUAUCUUGUAUUUAAUAUAACAUUUAAUAAAAUGACCAAAAGGAUGAGCAA
Siniperca chuatsi (mandarin fish) is the source of this 7706-nucleotide messenger RNA. RefSeq names its product ATRX chromatin remodeler (gene atrx). The transcript has 34 exons. The record is from RefSeq and is a predicted model, not a curated record. The coding region runs from base 227 to 6295 and encodes 2022 amino acids. Gene Ontology annotation, molecular function: ATP hydrolysis activity; ATP-dependent chromatin remodeler activity; ATP binding. Gene Ontology annotation, cellular component: nucleus. Lineage: Eukaryota; Metazoa; Chordata; Actinopteri; Centrarchiformes; Sinipercidae.